ACAAGAUCUCAAGCGAACCGAAACUCCGGGAUGAACUAAAAAGCUUCAAUGCCCCAAAGAGGCACAGCCGGCCCAUCUCGUUGGUGGGCUCGCUAGGUACCUCGACUACCCCGUUUUGCCUACGACCAACGCAUCGACGACAAGUGCCAUCUGGGGCUCGCUAGACUUCAAGGGUUGGGACCAUGUCCGUGACUUGCACCGUGGCAAAUCAAUUUCACUUCGUUUACCGCACCACCACAGCGACGCCUCGACGCAGCGACGCAUCGACACGGCGUCUGACCAUAUGCAGGCGUUCCCGCGGCGCACCAAUCCCGGGCGGGUGCUCGCCCAACGGCACGGAUUGGGCGGCAAGCCAGGGCAGCAGAAUACGGUCAGGGAGGCAGGGGGUAAAAGAAAGAGGUCGUCACUCAUCGACACUGUCCUUGGCUGGAGACGUGGAGGGUAUCACUCGCCCACAGGUCACCAGACCAACCUCGGUUUUUUCCCUCGCCCACCGCAUCACCUCAGUCCUUGACCCCAGUCAACGUGACAGACCGCAAUGCAGUUCCCUGUUGCACAAUCGAAUGGAACCUCUCCAGACGGCUCCACGUGUUGGACUUGACUUCUGUGCUCCUCGAGUCUGCAAGCCAGUCGAGAUUAGAGCUCACGUGGAGUAUCCACUGAUGCGCGUCCAUGCCGAUUCUAGCCCCUCGGGGGUCCAGUGGCUUUGGCCUUGUUCAACAUUUCGCGAAAAUGCGACUCUCGAUGCAACAUCCACUGCGGUCGGGUCAUCAAAGGUCACUCACAGCCGCCGACAGGCCUGCUCCGUUGGUCGGCGUCGAGAGGCGGGCCCAGUGCGCACAACUUUGCAGCAAUCAUCCAUGGACGUCAAUCCUCCUGCAACGCUGUGCUGUGCCACACACGACGAACUUCAACCACCCACAGUCGGCCAAGAUGAUUUGUCGGUGCGUCUACCAGGUGGAUGGCAUGGGUUCUCUUUUCCUUCUUGGCUGCCAUGCAGGGCACCCUCUUCGCUCUCCAUGAAACCCCAUUCCCGCCCGAGUAAUCCGCUGCACCCGCCUAUCACCCUCAAGCAAUGUGCCGUCCAUCAACCAAUCCUUAGGACUGAUGCCGAAGCAGGCCAUGCUCGCACAGGAACAAAGUACCGACGCAACCUCCAUCCGGGAAAGGUCUAACCCUGACGAUGCCAAUGAGGAUACUGGGAGGGGAGCCCCCGGUGGCGCGUUUUAGCCCGCAAGCUUUGGUCAACAGCCUGUGGAGGACGGCCCAGUUCCCUGUCACGCAAUGUUGUCUAUCUCAACCUCAGGCUCCACGGAGCAUUGACUCCAUCGUUUACAGACAGGCAUGCCCUGACUCGCUCAUGGGUCUUCUGCAAUCAAGGCCACUGCGACGAGCCAGUCUCCUUCAACGCUAAGGAGGUGGGUUUCUGCAGCCG
Ilyonectria robusta is the source of this 1435-nucleotide messenger RNA. RefSeq lists its product as uncharacterized. The transcript has a single exon. The coding region runs from base 183 to 1175 and encodes 330 amino acids. NCBI's taxonomy places the organism in Eukaryota, Fungi, Ascomycota, Sordariomycetes, Hypocreales, Nectriaceae. The record is from RefSeq and is a predicted model, not a curated record.